UUUAACUGAUUAUGAAAAGGAAAACCGAUCAAACACGAACGGACGACGUCGACAACACGACUGGGCCAACCAUAUCGGAAACCGGCUUGACAGAGGCGGCUGACAGGAGACAAAUCAAACACGAGAAUGAGUGCAUGUGCGCGCCUAGCAAGGAGAAAGAUUUGCGCGCGCGUAUCCACUUCCCGCUUCUUGGCCUGUCACUGGUUAGCCAUUCGGCCGAUAAACACGUAAACAGGUAUGAAAAAGUCUCGAAAGUCAUCGAGAAGAAUCAAGACGCAACGAUUAGCGCGAAUAGCUGCACUACUAUCGGUUACAUAACAAGGCAAAGAUACGAUGACACGGAAUAACGCUAUGGUCAAUUUAUAAAAUACGUUCUGCUUUAUUCUCGACGUGUUUCAUUCUUUCCCCUACA
This is a messenger RNA of Bombus pascuorum, 412 nucleotides long. RefSeq lists its product as uncharacterized. The record is from RefSeq and is a predicted model, not a curated record. Lineage: Eukaryota; Metazoa; Arthropoda; Insecta; Hymenoptera; Apidae. The coding region runs from base 12 to 347 and encodes 111 amino acids. The transcript has 2 exons.